Molecule: messenger RNA, 825 nt
Organism: Lactuca virosa
Lineage: Eukaryota; Viridiplantae; Streptophyta; Magnoliopsida; Asterales; Asteraceae
Source: the annotation of a GenBank genome assembly
CUCUACACAUAUACACAAUCUUUGCGUGCCUUCAUCAUCGUCUUCUUCUCUUUCUUCAAUGGAGGUUAAUAUCCGAGGCGGAUUCUCUCUUCUUCUUCUCGCUAUCUUCCUUUCAGGAGAUGAGGUUUCAGCAGCCGUGUUUAGGUUACAAAACAACUGUAGCUAUACAAUCUGGCCGGGGACGCUCUCCGGCAAUGACGGUGCUGCCUUAGGCGACGGCGGAUUCUCAUUAUCACCUGGCGCCUCUGUCGAGUUCUCUGCUAUGCCAGGCUGGUCGGGCCGGUUCUGGGCCCGAACCGGUUGCACUUUCGACGAAUUCGGAAACGGUAACUGCCAAACCGGCGAUUGCGGCAGUACUCUUAAGUGCAACGGCGGUGGUGCACCACCGGUUUCCUUAGCCGAAUUCACCAUCGGCGGCGGCGGCAUCAGUAACAGCGACAAGGACUUUUACGACGUCAGUCUAGUGGACGGGUACAAUGUGGGAAUCGGCAUAAGGCCAACAGGUGGCGCCGGCGACUGUCUCUACGCCGGUUGCAUAGACGACCUGAACAUCAAGUGUCCGGCCGAGCUGAGAGUAGUCGACAACAAUGGCGUGGUGGUGGCUUGUAGGAGCGCGUGCGAUGCCUUCAAAGGAGCUGAGUUCUGUUGCACUGGGGAGCAUGCAACUCCGGCGACAUGUGCUCCGACGCAGUUCUCGGAGAUGUUCAAAGAGGCGUGCCCGAGUGCUUACAGCUAUGCAUAUGAUGAUGCUUCCAGUACGUUCACUUGUUCCGGGUCGGAUUAUCUGGUAACAUUCUGUCCAACAACUAGGUUUUGAUAUCAGAG